UAUUUCUCUGCAGGAGUGUGUGCCCGUUGCCGUUGUGAAGCGCUUUUAUGAGCAGUGAAAACUUGCUGCUCUCCACUUUCUUCGCGUGAGGGCGAACGUCACGAUUGUGCGUCGUAAGCGUGGAUAUGGAUACCGCACUGGGAAUCUUCGACUGUGGAUGAUAUUUGUUGGACUAUGUUCAAGUUGUCUACUACUGGGCUUCUAUCUGUAUUCUGCAGAUGACUAUUCUCAAACCGAUAAUCUGCUUGGAUUCAGCAGGAGAGAAGCUCGACUUGCUGAGCGAGUUAGAGAAGUCGAAGAGCAGAACCUAAUUUUGCGCCGUCAGCUUUCGAUAUCUCAAAAUCAGUUGAUAAGUCUCAUUUCUGACGCUCAGAAAAAUAAUCAAAAAGAUUAUGCUGAAUCAAAUAAUACAAUUGCUCUCGUUUCUUCGAGUGUAAAGCUAAGAAAAACGGGCCAACCACCGUGUCGAGAGGACCUGAAAGUUCCAAAAUGUCAAACGCUGCAUAUAUCAAUCGUAUGCGCCGGAUACAAUGCUACUCGGUCUGUCGUCACCUUGAUCAAGUCUGUUUUGUUCUUCCGGAAGCAUCCCUUGCAUUUUCAUCUCGUAUCGGAUCCAGUAGCUCAAACAAUCUUGGCAAAACUGUUCGCAACAUGGGCUAUUCCUCGAGUUGAAGUUAGUUUCUACAACUCAGAAAAGCUUCAGAAUGAAGUCGCAUGGAUUCCAAACAAGCAUUACUCGGGAGUUUAUGGUCUUCUCAAGUUGACUCUUCCAAAAGCACUUCCUGGAAGUAUUGAACGAAUUAUCGUUCUCGAUACUGAUAUCACCGUUGCCACUGAUAUCGCGGAACUGUGGGCCUUGUUUCGGAGCUUCGGGCCGAAGCAAGCGAUUGGCUUGGUUGAAAAUCAAAGCGAUUGGUAUUUGGGUAAAUUGUGGAAAAAUCAUCGACCAUGGCCUGCUUUGGGACGGGGAUUUAACACGGGAGUCAUGCUGAUGGACUUGAGAAAACUGCGUGAACUGGAAUGGUCUCAACUAUGGAGAAUGAUCGCUGAGAAAGAUUUAACGACCUUGUUGGCCACGUCUCUUGCUGAUCAAGAUAUUAUUAAUGCCGUUAUUAAACAGCACCCUUUCCUUGUCCAUCCUCUCCCAUGUCAAUGGAAUGUUCAGCUGAGCGAAAAUACGCUUAGCGAGCUUUGUUAUUUGGAAGUGACCGACCUGAAAGCAAUCCAUUGGAAUUCGCCAAAAAAAUUGAAAGUCAAGAAUAAACACGGAGAAUAUUUUCGUAACCAUUAUUUAACUUUUUUGGAGUACGACGGAAAUUUGCUGCGUCGUGAACUAGUGAAUUGUGACCCAAUUGGAAACGGAGAAAAUGAGAUCCCCACUGAAGUUCAAGAAUUAGGAGAUGACGAAGCUUGUGUAGAUUUCCGGCGUGCUAGACGGAUCACGUACAGAACGCAUCUGUAUUUCCUGGAAUACGAGUACCACAAGUCGGAAGCAAAUUUUGACGUUACGUUAGUCGCACAGCUUUCUAUGGAUCGUCUACAGAUGGUAGAGAGUCUGUUGCAGCAGUAUGAUGGUCCCAUUAGUUUGACUCUGUAUUUGAGUGAUUCUGAAGCCCAGCAGUUCGUUGCCUUUGUGCAGAGUUCGGAAGUUCUUUCAUCAAGACGAAAUGUUGCCUACCAUGUCGUGUACAAGGACGGAACGUACUAUCCCGUGAAUUAUUUACGUAACGUUGGCUUGGAACACGUUGACACUGAGUAUGUGUUCCUCUCUGAUAUUGACUUCUUGCCGUUGGAAUCUCUGCAUGCUGUUUUGCGGAAGGCUGUUCGGUUUAUUGACUGGGACGCAUCGAAGAAGGCGCUCGUCGUACCUGCAUUUGAGACGCAACGAUAUCGUAUUACGCUACCUAGAACCAAAGCGGAACUUCUUACUAGCCUGGACAUGGGAGUGAUUUUUACGUUUCGGUACCACGUAUGGGCACAGGGGCACGCUCCGACGAAUUACGCGAAAUGGCGAACUGCCACCACUCCAUAUGAGAUCUCAUGGGAAAAAGACUUCGAGCCGUAUGUUGUUGUUCGUCUCGAAGAUGUUCCCUUGUUUGAUACCAGAUUCGUGGGUUUCGGUUGGAACAAAGUGGCUCAUUCCAUGGAAAUGGCUGCUCAGGGGUUCCAGUUCAUCGUUUUACCCAAUGCUUUCGUUGUUCACAUGCCGCACGCCCCGUCUCUUGACAUUGCGAAAUUUAGAAACUCGAAGCAAUACCAAAGAUGUCUGUCUGCUCUGAAGCGGGACUUCGUGACUGAGUUAAACGUCAAGUAUGGAAAAGGCUUCCCGUCUGAUUGAAUGUUGAAACCUUUCAGGAGAAAAGCAUUCGUAAAGACCGCUGUAUUUCGAGGACAGAAUCCUUCUGUUCUGCGCUUGUCAUGAGAAUCUGUGAUACAUCUUCGCGACCUCCGAUGCCGCGAUAAUGAAAGCUAGAGCUAAGAAUUUUAUCUUUGUGUUCCCUUGCUGAAUUUUCCGACCAUGACAGAGAGCGGUCCUCGCUGGUGAAUAUUGCUGCAAAUUACUGAUGUCUUGGGAUGUCUUCCAAAUAAACCAGAAGCCUUGUUUUCUUUUGUA
This is a messenger RNA of Notodromas monacha, 2614 nucleotides long. The record is from the annotation of a GenBank genome assembly. Lineage: Eukaryota; Metazoa; Arthropoda; Ostracoda; Podocopida; Cyprididae.